CCUGCUCGCGGGGGGAGGGGUGGACGGGUCUGGGGAUUGUUCCCGCGAGAUUUUGGAGGGGGAGGAGGAGCCUGGCUGCCACGUCGGGUCUGAGCCGGAGCUAACGGAUCCCAGUGACGCCGUGACAGCAGGAUGGUGGUGCCUGGACGGACGCAGGGCAGAGCGGGACUCUAUGGCCCAGUCGCCGCCAUGAUGGUCUGUGCAGCGCUGAUACAGAUUACUUCUUCGCACGAAGAUCUGCACCACGGGCAUUCGCACGAGGACUUCCACGGCCCCAGCGAGGCCGACUUUAGCCACCAGCCCAAGGAGGUCCGUGUUCCGCACUCGGCUGAGGGGUCCCCAAGCCACCAGCAGUUGCCUGGGAAGGAGAGGCAGGACUUGGUCAAGCUAUGGACACACGCCAUCGGGGCCACCUUGCUGAUCAGCGCCGCCCCCUACUUCAUCCUCUUCCUCAUCCCCGUGGAGUCCAACACUUCCCAGCACCAGGCCCUGCUCCGGCUACUGCUCAGCUUUGCCUCGGGGGGACUCCUGGGGGACGCCUUCCUGCACCUCAUCCCCCACGCGCUGGUGCCCCAUUCCCACCACGCAGAGGGCGGCCAUGCCCAUUCUCACUCCCCCACGGUGUCGGCUGGCCACGGUCACUCCCACCAAGGGCAGGAUCACCAGCGGAUGAUGGCUGUGGGGCUCUGGGUCCUGGCUGGCAUCGUAGCUUUCCUGGUGGUGGAAAAGUUUGUGAGACAUGUGAAAGGGGGACAUGGCCACGGGCACAGCCACGGCGGACACAGCCAUGCUCCCAAGGCGAAAAGCAGUUCUGGCGAGGAGGACAACGGGCCCCAGGAGAGGAAGGCCGGCAAGGCGCGUGUCCCUGACAAGGCAGCCCCCAAGAAGAGGGGCCAGGAGUCAGAGGAGCGGACUCAGGAGUCCACAAUGAAGGUCUCUGGGUACCUGAACCUGGCGGCCGACCUGACGCACAACUUCACAGACGGGCUGGCGAUCGGGGCGUCGUUCCUGGCGGGGGCCGGGGUGGGGGCCAUCACCACCCUCACCGUGCUGCUGCACGAGGUGCCUCACGAAGUGGGCGACUUCGCCAUUCUCGUCCAGUCGGGCUGCAGCAAACGCAAGGCGAUGAAGCUGCAGCUGCUGACGGCGCUGGGCGCCCUGGCGGGCACGGCCUGCUCACUGCUGGCCGAGGGCAUCGGGGAGGCGGCCACGGCCUGGAUCCUGCCCUUCACGGCGGGCGGGUUCAUCUACGUGGGCACCGUGUCGGUGAUCCCAGAGCUGCUGCGGGACGCGGCGCCCCUGCAGUCCCUGCUGGAGGUGCUGGGGCUGGUCUGCGGCGUCGCCAUGAUGGUGCUCAUCGCGCACUACGAGUAGCAGGCCCCAGCGGGGGGCGCCUGGGGGGCAGUGGCGCGUGGACCCAGGCGUCCGGGAUGGGACUCCGUGUGGACUCCAGGGGUGGGGGGUGUGGUGGACCCUGGCAUCCAGGACACGGGGGGGAGGGGAGCGGGGGCCAACUCUGCAUGGACCCAGGUGUCCAGGAUGGGGGGUGCUAUGUGGGCUGUGGGGGCGGAAGCCACAUGAAUCCUGGUGACCAGGGUGGAGGACGUGCCCGGCCCCCCCAUCCCAGAUGCUGGGUCCAUCCAGAGCUUCCCCCCGGGGCGGGGGUGCUGCAUGAGCCCUGGGGGGCAGGGAGGAUGCAGUGUGUGCCGUGGGGAGGGGGUGGGACGGACACUAGUGUCCAGGUGCUGACACUCACUCUGGGAUUGGGUGGUGGCGUGGACCCCGGUAGUGGGGCUGGCGCAGUGCAGGCUCUGGGGCUGGGUGAGACCUCGGGGCAGGCACCAUACAGACUGCAGGGGUGUGAGGUGCCCU
This is a messenger RNA of Chrysemys picta bellii (western painted turtle), 1872 nucleotides long. Lineage: Eukaryota; Metazoa; Chordata; Testudines; Emydidae. The record is from RefSeq and is a predicted model, not a curated record.